Brachypodium distachyon (stiff brome) is the source of this 3384-nucleotide messenger RNA. RefSeq names its product monocopper oxidase-like protein SKU5. Lineage: Eukaryota; Viridiplantae; Streptophyta; Magnoliopsida; Poales; Poaceae. The record is from RefSeq and is a predicted model, not a curated record. The transcript is spliced from 12 exons. Gene Ontology annotation, molecular function: copper ion binding; oxidoreductase activity. Bases 72 to 3155 code for a protein of 1027 amino acids.
GCUGUCCUCUCAUCUUUUUCAGCUUUUGCAUUCUCACUGCUGCCGCUCCUUCUGCUUCCCACUCCACUCCAAUGGCGGCAGCAAUGGCGCUCCUCCCCCUCCUCCUCUUCUUCCUCCUCUGCGCCGCUCCGGCCCCUUCGCAGGCGGGGGAUCCCUUCGCCUACUUCGACUGGGAGGUAACCUACCUCACGGCGCAGCCGCUCGGCGUCCCCCAAAAGGUCAUCGCCAUCAACGGCCAGUUCCCGGGUCCGCCGCUGAACGUGACCACCAACUGGAACGUGGUCGUCAACGUCCACAACCGCCUCGACGAGCCGCUUCUCCUCACCUGGAACGGCAUCCAGCACCGGAAGAACUCGUGGCAGGACGGCGUCCCGGGCACCAACUGCCCCAUCCCCCCGAGCUGGAACUGGACCUACCGCUUCCAGGUCAAGGACCAGGUCGGCAGCUUCUUCUACUUCCCCUCCGCCGCGGCCCUCCUCCACCGCGCCGCGGGGGGGUACGGCGGCAUCGUCGUCAACAACCGCGACGUCAUCCCGAUCCCCUUCCCCUUCCCCGACGGCGGCGACCUCACCCUCCUCAUCGGCGACUGGUACGCCCGGGGCCACAAGGACCUCAGGAGAUCACUCGACGGCGGUACCCCUCUCGGCGCCCCCGACGGCGUGCUCUUCAACGGGCUCGGCCCCUUCCGUUACAACGACUCCGUCGUGCCUCCUGGAAUCACCUACGAGAGGAUCAAUGUCGAGCCCGGGAGGACCUACAGGCUAAGGGUGCACAACGUUGGAGUCUCCACCAGCCUCAAUUUCAGGAUCCAGGGACAUAACCUGCUCCUCGUCGAGACCGAGGGCUCCUACACCUCGCAGCAGAACUACAGCAACAUGGACAUCCAUGUUGGGCAGUCGUACUCCUUCCUUGUCACCAUGGACCAGAAUGCUAGCACCGAUUACUACGUUGUCGCAAGUGCUCGCUUCGUUGAUGCCAGCACCGUCGAUAAGCUCACCGGCGUCGCCGUUCUUCGUUACUCUAAUUCACAGGGCCCGGCCUCUGGUCCUCUUCCUGAUGCCCCUGAUGACCAGUAUGACACUGCUUUCUCCAUAAACCAAGCCAGAUCCAUCAGGUGGAAUGUGACUGCCAGUGGUGCUCGUCCCAAUCCGCAGGGUUCAUUCCAUUACGGUGACAUUACAGUGACUGAUGUGUACUUGCUGCAGAGUCGACCACCGGAGCUCAUCGACGGGAAGCUGCGCUCUACUAUUAAUGGGAUUUCAUACAUUACUCCGUCCACUCCCUUGAUCCUUGCACAGCUAUUUAAUGUCCCAGGGGUGUAUAAAUUGGAUUUUCCUAAUCAUCCGAUGAAUAGGCUGCCAAAAGUUGACACCUCCAUUAUAAAUGGCACCUACAAAGGCUUUAUGGAGAUCAUAUUCCAAAACAAUGCCACCACCGUGCAGAGCUACCACUUGGAUGGAUAUGCAUUCUUUGUUGUUGGGAUGGACUAUGGAUUGUGGACUGAGAACAGUCGAGGUACCUACAACAAAUGGGAUGGUGUUGCACGCUCCACAAUCCAGGUAUUCCCUGGCGCUUGGACUGCUGUGCUUGUAUUUCUGGACAACGCAGGUGUAUGGAAUCUGCGUGUGGAGAACCUGGACAGUUGGUACCUGGGGCAAGAAGUUUACAUAAGCGUAGUGAACCCAGAGGACAGCAGCGACAAGACGGUGCUUCCUCUACCAGAUAACACAAUUUUCUGUGGUGCACUCUCGAGCUUGCAGAAAGAACAGUCUCAUAGCGACGCCGUCCGCCGCCUCACCCAGUCCCAGGCCGUGCUCCUCUUCACCGCGCUCGUCACCCUUCUCUCCUGGCUCGCCUUCUGCGCCGCCGCAAGGUUCGCCGGCCGGGACCCUACCGGGAACAAGAAGCUCUUCCGCGCCCGCUUCUGGAUCAGCCGCCUCGAUUGCAUCUUCGAUAACCAGCACUGGGCGGAUGACCAGCAAGUGCUGAGGAAAAGGAAAACUGAGCUGGGUGGUAUGUGCUCAGUUGCUGCCCUCAUACUCUUCACUGGAUUAGUCACUGUACUGUUGUAUCAAGCCAUCAAAAAACGCAACAUUGAAGUGCAUCGAGUCAAACCCGCUAAUGCUCCAGACCUCCUGUCCUUUGUCAAUGAUAUUGAGUUUCACAUUACCACAAUCUCUAGCAUGUCUUGCUCCCAAGUGACCGCACCUUCUACGAUUGCAAUGGGAACACCUGGGUUUAUGGACUUCAGGGUUUUGCCUCUCCCAACACUCUUUACCUACACCUGCCAGAACACAAGCCAGGGGCCAUCUAUUUCACUCAAGUGCAGCGGCUGCAGAAUGCCUCCAAGAGACCACUAUGUAUCCUGGCAAUUUGUUGACAUACCAAGGCAACCAGCUGCUGCUGUUGGCUUCCAGUUUAACCUGACUACCAAGCAGACUGGAGAUGAGCAACAUGUGAACUUUGUCAGCGGGACUAUAAACUCUGACAAUUAUGGUGAUAAGAAGCUCAAGACAUUCAGAGGGACAGACUCCAAUGUGCUCAAGAUUCAGUUGUUUCCUCAAAUAUACAACAAACUUCAUAACUUGAAGCUCUUGCAGCCACUGCUUCAGGAUUUCACUCCAGGGUCCACGUUUUCGGAUGUUACGAGCUUCAAUGCUUCCCUGCAGAACCCAGCUGACGGAGUGAUAAAUACUACGCUCUACAUAAGUUAUCUUUCUGACUACAUCGUGGAGAUUAGCAAUGAAAGUGUCUUAGGACCAGUCAGUAUACUUGCGAGUAUUGGUGGCCUUUAUGCCUUCAGUGUAGCGAUAUUUCUCUGCUUCAUGGCUCAAUGUGAAACUAGGAUAAAGAAGCUCCGUAAUGAGGAUACAAGAAUGCUGAAAAUUCUGAGCAAACGACGUGCUCAACAGAAUUGGGAUAAGCUGAGGAAGUUCGUGAUGUAUACAUAUGGCCCUAGCAACUUGGAUCCAACUGAUAGAAGUGGUAAGUGGCCUGAAGGUUCAGUGAUGGAUUCUCUCCAUGGAUCCUUCCACAAGAAAAGAAAACCCACUAGACGAGCUGCAUCAAAUGUUAACAGAGCAAAGCGAGUUCCUACCGAGAUGGGUAUUGAUAUCGAAAGAGUCGGGGAACUGCAACAGUCUAGCAGUUCAUGAUGCGUGUAUGGAAAUGAAAAUCCUGCAGGAAGAAGUUUGUAUUAGUUGAGACUGACACGACCAUACCGGAGAUUCUUUUGUUUGUGGAUAUGAUUUUACGUCGGGACAAAAAAUUGUACAGUCAUAUGUAGGUUGUUGUAACGUGCAGCAACUUGAUUUUUCAUUGGACAGACAGUGUUCUUUUCCUUGAAUAUAGCAAUGAACGGAGCUUUUCUUUUCUUUGCAGCAA